AAAACCCGAAUUUUAUUAAAAACAAAAAAAUCAAUCAAUUAUUUUGUGAGUUAACAUUUAAAAAAGAAAAAGAACUCUUUUUUUUCAAAAAAAAAAAAUUAAUAUAUUUAAAAUUUACUGAAAACAAUCACAGUUUUAAGAAUUAAAAUAUUAUAAAAAACAAGAAAACAUAAACAAAAUUAAAUUAAAUUUAAAAAAAAAAUUAUUUAGUUCAAUGUCUCAUUCUUCGCAUGUCUCCUUUAUUCUCUAUACUUAUAUUAAAAAUAAAAUCAUUGAAAUAAAUGCGUGAAAAGAAAAUUAAUUAUAGAAAUAAAAAAAGAAAGAAAAUAAAUAAAACUAAUUUAAUUUCGGUAUACGUUGCUGUUAAAAUUUGAUAAAAACAAAAUUAAAAAAUAAUAUAAGAAAAAAAUCAAUGAAAAUGGGAGACCGUGAAGUUUUAGCACAACAUAUUAUGUCAUUAAAUAAUGCUACUACUACAGGCACCAAUAAUUUAUCAUCAAUUAAUAAUACAUCAAUAGCAAUACCAUCAUCAUCAUCAUCUUUAAUAUCUAAUGUAACAUCAUCAUCAAUAGCAACAUCAACAUUACCAACAACAGUUUCAACGGCAUCAAUAACAACAGUUUCAUCUACAACAUCUGGUAUAACAUUAUGUAAUGGUAGUAGUGGUACUGUAUGUGGAAGUGGUGCAACAACUCCAACACCAUCCCAACAACAACAGCAACAAUUAAUGCAAUCACAUCAACAAUCAACGCAACAACAACAACAAAAUCAAUUACAUCAUCAAAAUUCAAUACAAUCAGUUUUAUCAUUAACUAAUAGUGAUACAUUAAAUGGUAGCGGUGGUUUAAAUUUAAAUAAUAGCAGUGGUGGUCCUAUAAUUGGUGUAAAUACAAAUUCAAUAAUUGGUAAUAAUACUGUUGGUAGUAGCAGUAGUGGUGUUGUUGGUAAUACUGGUGUUAAUAGUAGUGGUAGUGGUAAUAUUGGUAAUUCAAUAUUACAUAAUAAUAAUAUUAUAAAUCCUAGUCAAAUCCGAACAACAGCUAAUGGAUGUAUUGGUGGUAUUAGUGGUGGUAUUAAUAUUGGUGUUACAAGUGUUGGCGGUGGUAGUUUAUUACCAACAUCAGCUGUUAAUUCACUUGUUACAGCACCAGUUACAAAUAGUGCAGUUAUUAAUAGUUCUAGUAAUAGUAAUAGUAAUAGUAACAGUAAAUCAAAAGGACCUAUACGUGUUGGAUUUUAUGAUAUUGAAAGAACAAUUGGUAAAGGAAAUUUUGCUGUUGUUAAAUUAGCAAAACAUAGGAUAACAAAAAAUGAGGUUGCUAUUAAAAUAAUCGAUAAAUCACAAUUAGAUGCUAGUAAUUUACAAAAAGUUUAUCGUGAAGUCGAUAUUAUGAAACGUUUAGAUCAUCCACAUAUUAUAAAAUUAUAUCAGGUUAUGGAAACCAAAAAUAUGAUUUAUAUUGUAUCGGAAUAUGCUAGUCAAGGUGAAAUUUUCGAUUAUAUAGCAAAAUGUGGUAGAAUGUCAGAACGUGCUGCACGCUUUAAAUUUUGGCAAAUUUUAUCUGCUGUUGAAUACUGCCAUAAUCGAGGAAUUGUUCAUAGAGAUUUGAAGGCUGAGAAUCUUCUAUUAGACUCAAAUAUGAAUAUCAAAAUAGCUGAUUUUGGUUUUUCAAAUAUGUAUAAACGUGGUGAACUAUUGGCUACAUGGUGUGGUUCACCGCCAUAUGCUGCACCAGAAGUGUUCGAAGGAAAAAAGUACACUGGACCAGAAAUCGAUAUUUGGUCAUUGGGUGUGGUUUUAUAUGUAUUAGUAUGUGGUGCUCUCCCGUUCGAUGGUUCCACAUUACAAUCAUUACGUGAUCGUGUUCUAUCAGGACGUUUUAGGAUUCCAUUUUUUAUGUCAUCAGACUGUGAAAAUUUAAUUCGUAAGAUGCUAGUAUUAGAUCCAACCCGCCGUUAUACAAUUGAACAAAUAAAACGUCAUCGUUGGAUGAUGGCUGAAGUAAUGGAAACACCAGUUGUAUCAGAAAUAUCAGCAACACAUCCUGGUGGUACAUCAUUAGUUGAACCAAAUGAAGAUAUAUUAAGAAUAAUGGCAGAAUUUGUUGGUAUUGAUCCACUUAAAACGAGAGAAAGUCUGAAAAAAAAUAGUUAUGAUCAUAUAGCUGCAAUUUAUUUAUUAUUACAAGAUAGAGUACGUACACGUUCUUUAUCACAAGAUAAUACAAAUUCAAUAUCACAUAUGACAUCAACAUCGAAUUUAUCAAUGGGAUUAGGUGUAGUACAUCCAAAUGCUAUUACAAAUUCAAGUGGUAGUACUGUUGUUGGUGCUAUUAGUAAUCAAGUUGGUAAACAUCCACAUGCCUUAGAUUCACAACGACGUCGACCAAGUACAAUAGCUGAACAAGCAAUGCGUAAAUUAGGAUUAAAUUCAAUUGGUGCUAAUUUACAUACAGCUAGUGGUGCUGUUAGUCGAGAUGGCCGUGAAACAUCAUUAUCACCAAGACAUCAUCAUCAUCAUCAUCAUCAACAUCAUCAAAAUCAUCAUCAUAUACAAAAUACAGCAAUAUCAUCAUCAAGUAAUAAUGAUCGUGGUUCAUGUAUGUUAGGAAGUGUUAUGUUAGGAACAAAUUUAUCUGGAUAUGAUCAUAAUUCAAUGAUGUUAGUACCAACUGGAAUGAUACCAUUACGUGAUACUAAUAUACGUGAACAAACAUCACAUUAUAAUCGUGAUAUUAAUUGUACUACUAAUAUUGGAAGUGGUGGUAAUGUUAUUACAAGUGGUGGUAACGGUAGUUCUAUUAUUGGUGGUGUAUCACAUCAUCAUCAAUAUUAUCGUGGUUCCUUAAUGUAUAAUAAUAAUUCAUCAUCAAGUAGUCCAAGUAAUAAUAUUAAAUUAACAGCAAUACCUUCGUCAGCAUUUUUAGCAACAAGAGAACGUGAAUGUAAUUCACCAUAUUCUGGUGGUAAUAGUGCAAGUGGUAGUGGUAGUAAUGUGACACCAUUAUUAAGAGAAAGUAAUUCAUAUUUAUCACGUGAUUUAUCACAUAGAGUCCCAUCGAAUCGUUUAUUAUCGUGUGGUAUCGAUCAAAGAAUAUUAAAACAAAGUUCAGAAGAUUGUCGAAGACUCUUGCAACAGGCUACCGCUAUAUCAGAUCCAUCACGUAGUUUGGUAUUAUCUUCAAUAAAUCCAAUGGAUGCAAUUCCACCGACUGUACCAUCGGUUCAUUCAUCAUUAAAUUCAACAAGUGGAGGUUCUUUAGCUAUUGGUAGUGGUGUUGUUAAUGCUGGUGGUGGUAGUAAUAAUAGUAAUAGUGGUGGCGGUAGUGGUGGUGGUGUUAAUGUUGGUAUUAAUAUUGGUAUUGGUGCUAGUAAUAGUCUUGAUCCAACAAUAAAUAAAACUCAUCAACCAUUAACUCCACAUAGAAGUUUAACAUCAUCAAAUAGUUUUGAUUCAAAAUCAAGUUUACCAGUUAGUGGUGGUUCAGGUGGUAAUAAUACUGGAGGACAUCAUUUACAUCACCACCAUCAUCAUCAUCAUAGUAGUCAUCAUUCAAAUUCAGUUGGAACUGGUGGCGGUGGUAGUAGUUCAGGUUCAUCAUCACAUCAUCAUGGUAAUCUACAUCAUCAGCAUUCAAUGCCAGUACCAUCAUCGGGAUUUUUUACUAUGUCUGCUGAAGCAUCAAAACUUUUUCACACAUUACAACAGAGUCCUUUACCGUUGGUUUCACUUGAUGCGAGAGCAUCAACUGAAUCGGGGGGUCGUUACUUGUCUCAAAUAAAUCAAGAUAGCGGCAGUCAUUUAUAUAAUAGUAGCAGAGGUGCAAGCAGUAACUAUAAUAGUAGUGGAGGAGGUAAUCCUGGCAUAGGAAAUUUAAAUACGCAAUCAAGUGAUGUGAGACAUUGUGAUACUAUUGGCUGUGGGAAAGAUAAAAUUACAAAUUAUAGUGAAUAUACUCGCAAUAAUCCUUCCUAUAAGGAAUACUUAAAUAAUUUAACAUCAUAUAGCUAUUUACAAACCUUGGAAAAUGAAAAUUCUAGUAAUUUACAUCCGCGUUAUUCACAAAUAACUGCCCAAUAUAGUUCGAGUACCGAUGAAGGUUGUGAUACUGACCAUGGAGGUGAGUUAAAAGAAAUGGAUGAAACACCUUCCACAGUUCCAACACCAAUACAACGUCUCAAUUCAUAUGCCAGUAGUAGUUCAUCCAGUGGAGUUGUAACAAAUUUUCAUUCAAAAAGUUUAAGUCAAAAUUUAAGCUGUGAAUCAUCACGCAGUAAUUUUUCAACAUUUGAAAGUUUAGAUCUAAAUCUAUCGGAUUGUAGUGAUUUAGCUGGUAGUUUACCAUCAUGUGCAACAACAGCAACUGUUUCAACCGAAACUGAUUCAGCUACAGUUAUUAGUUCAACUUCAUUACAUCCAUGUGUUUAUGUUUCGUUAUCAGCAAAAUCACCAAAUUCAUUUACCCGACACAAUCCAAUGAAUAUUAAUGGUGCAGGACAUUUAAAUUUAAAUGGUAAUAAUAGUAAUCAACAUCAUCCACAUCAUAAUCAAAAACGGUGUCGUGCAAUAACAAGAUCACCAGUUGAUUUUAGAGAAGGUCGUAGAGCUAGUGAUGGUCUUGUGGCACAGGGUAUUCUACAUUCACAAUCAGAAAAUCCAUUUAAUACUAGUGUUGCAUUCAAUAGUCAACGUUUACAUGAAGCAUAUAAAGCAAAAGGUGUAUUAGAAUUACAUGUAUUACAAAAAGAGGCAGCUCAAUUAAAAACACAAUAUCAAUCAAAUGUACCACCAGAUGAAAUGACCGUCCGUCAAAUACAGCACAGUCAAUUUCAUAUAAAUCCAAAUAAAACUGCCAUGGAUUUAAAUCCACCAACAUUAUUUCAUCAUAGUUUAAAACAAUCUGAUUAUUAUAAUAGUCCAAAUACAAUUAAUAAUACAUAUAAUAAAAAUACAGAUAUAACACAAUUUUUAAAUUAUAUGCGAUUAGAUUCAAAUUCUCCAUCAUCAAUAAUUGUACAAUCAACAGGAGCAUCAUCAUUACCAUCAUCAUCAUCAUCAUCAUCUACAGAUCGUAAUAAUACAAUAAGUGGUGGAAAUAAUAUAACAAGCGGUAUUACUGGUGGUACAAAUAAUAAUAUAAUUGAUCCAACACAAUUACAAAAACCUCCAUUACAACAACAAUUGAUGCAACAUCGUUUAUUACAACAAAAAAGGCAAAUAUUUCAAAAGCAAGUUGCACUCGAAACAAAUUUAAGUCGUAGACAAAUGUUACGACAACAAAGUUAUAAAAUAGCUCAACAACAGCAAAUUCUUCCACCAUUACCAUUAAAUGAAAUUGAAUCAGAAGAUUUAUUAGCAUUUCAAGCUAUUGUUGAAGGUAAUAUUACAACAGCAAAUUCAAUUGGACCAAAUUCAAUUAUUGGUGGUAGUAGUAUUAAUUUAAAUCCAAUAUCAUGUGGAAUAUCUGGUUCAGUUGUUAUAUUAAAUAAAUCACCAACACCAUCAGUAUCUGGUUCACCAAAAAUUAUGAAAACAUCACAUAUACAACAGCAACAUUCACAACAAUUAAGUCCAGAACCACAAUCACUUCCAAUUAUAACAUCACCACAACCACAUCAACAACCGCCACCGAGUGUUAGUCCAUCAUUAUUAAUUAGCCGUAGUGGUAGUAAUUCAACAACAAAUUUACAAAAUAUUAAUUCUUCAAGUACAACUGGAGAUUGUUGGAAUCAAUUGCCAGGUUCAAUGCAAACAUCUUGUCAAAUAAAUGAUGGAACAUUAUCAUUAGAUAACAACACCUGGUCAUCAUCAUCUAGUCAUUCUCCAAUAUUCCAGAAUACUGCUAGCUUAUAUACCCCAACAUGGCAGCAUACAAAUCAUCCUUUAUCACCGCCAAUGCAACCGUUAAGUGAAAGUCCAAUUUUAGAAUUAUCUGAACAAAUGGAAUCAAUAUAAAAGUAUUUAUUUAUAUACUAUAUACAUAUAUACAUAUUAUUAUAAAUUAUAUAAAAUAUUAUAUUAAAUAUUCUUAUUUACAAAUUAAAUAUAUAUUUAUUAUAAAUUUAAAAAAAAAAAAAAUAAAUAUAUAGGAACAAUUAAAUAUUAAAAUAUUUAAUAUUUAAGAACAAAAAAGUAAAUAUAAUUAAAUAAAAAUAUUAUGGGGCUGAUUAUAAAAAUUUACUGGAGAUUAAAAAUUAAAAUUUUCAUAUUAACGUACAUACAAAAUAUUAUUAAAAUUUAAUUUAAUAAUAUAUAAAUAUUAUGCAGUCACUCACUAAAAUCUGUAGAUUUAUAGAGUUAAAAAUUUUGAAGAAGUG
Molecule: messenger RNA, 6318 nt
Organism: Condylostylus longicornis
Lineage: Eukaryota; Metazoa; Arthropoda; Insecta; Diptera; Dolichopodidae
Gene: Sik2
Product: serine/threonine-protein kinase par-1
Exons: 15
Coding region: 413-5956 (1847 amino acids)
Biological process (GO): protein phosphorylation; intracellular signal transduction; microtubule cytoskeleton organization
Cellular component (GO): cytoplasm
Molecular function (GO): protein serine/threonine kinase activity; tau-protein kinase activity; ATP binding
Source: RefSeq, a predicted model, not a curated record